Molecule: messenger RNA, 1987 nt
Organism: Glycine soja
Lineage: Eukaryota; Viridiplantae; Streptophyta; Magnoliopsida; Fabales; Fabaceae
Product: probable zinc metalloprotease EGY1, chloroplastic
Exons: 10
Coding region: 146-1837 (563 amino acids)
Biological process (GO): proteolysis
Source: RefSeq, a predicted model, not a curated record
ACAUCCAAAAAAAAAAAAAAAAAAACCUUCAACGACAUUACAGCGUUCCAUCCGAAACCUUCAAACGACGGUCAAAAACACCAUCCAUCCAUGCCAUUCUGAAACGCUUUUUGUUUCGCUUGAACGACCGUCGUUUCGUUCCGAAAUGGGGACUCUAACGAGUUGCAGCUUCAUGCCUCUGAACUCGGAGUUCCGCUCCAACCCGGUUCGCCGCGCCUUCAGGGAGAGGAUUCAGUGCCAUAAGCUCACGCGCUUGAGGGGCGCCUCCUCCUGCUUCUUCUCACGCGCGCGAGUACCCAAAUGGGGCAAGUCGAAGCUCUCCAAUUUUGAUAGCCUUAGGUGUUUUGCUACUAAUAAUGACAACAACAGUGACGACGGCGACAAGGACAGUAACAACGUUGGUGCCGCCGGAGAGGAAAGUGGUGGCGACGAUUCGAAAUCCAACGUUACGACGACGAUGCCCGAAGAAGAGAGAGGAUUCACUUCGCAGAAAUCGACGCCUCCUUCCACUUCUCAGAGGUCGUCUUUGUCAUCGCUUGGACCAGCAUACAACACUUUUCAAGUUGAUUCUUUCAAACUUAUUGAGCUCCUUGGGCCUGAGAAGGUUGAUCCUGCUGAUGUAAAGCUGAUUAAGGAUAAGCUUUUUGGGUAUUCGACCUUCUGGGUGACGAAAGAGGAGCCUUUUGGAGACUUGGGAGAAGGCAUUCUUUUCAUUGGGAAUUUAAGGGGGAAGAGAGAGGAUGUUUUUGCCAAACUCCAGAAUCAGCUAGUUGAAGUCACGGGUGAUAAGUACAACCUUUUUAUGGUGGAGGAACCCAAUGCGGACAGUCCUGAUCCACGCGGUGGGCCACGUGUGAGCUUUGGUUUGCUGCGGAAGGAGGUUUCUGAGCCGGGGCCGAUGACGCUUUGGCAAUAUGUCAUUGCAUUGCUGUUAUUUCUCCUAACUAUUGGUUCCUCAGUGGAGCUAGGAAUUGCAUCUCAGAUCAACAGACUUCCUCCAGAAGUUGUGAAAUAUUUCACAGAUCCGGAUGCUGUUGAAGCUCCAGAUAUGGAGCUGCUAUUUCCAUUUGUUGACUCGGCUUUACCUUUAGCAUAUGGUGUCUUGGGGGUUCUUCUGUUUCAUGAGGUUGGACACUUUCUAUCAGCAUUUCCUAAACAAGUAAAAUUAAGCAUACCUUUCUUCAUUCCAAACAUUACACUUGGCAGCUUUGGUGCUAUUACACAGUUUAAAUCCAUCCUUCCUGAUAGAAGUACACAAGUAGACAUAUCACUUGCGGGUCCCUUUGCUGGUGCUGUAUUAUCAUUUUCGAUGUUUGCUGUUGGCCUUCUUCUCUCAUCAAAUCCAGAUAUAACAGGAGAUUUGGUGCAAGUACCUAGCUUGUUGUUUCAAGGUUCCUUGCUUCUUGGAUUGAUCAGUAGAGCAACCCUUGGUUAUGCAGCAAUGCAUGCUGAAACAGUUCCAAUUCACCCUCUUGUGAUUGCAGGCUGGUGUGGCUUAACCAUACAAGCUUUUAACAUGCUUCCAGUGGGGUGCCUUGAUGGUGGAAGAGCAGUGCAGGGUGCUUUUGGAAAAAAUGCGCUAGUGGGCUUUGGUUUAACAACGUAUACAUUGCUUGGAUUAGGAGUGCUUGGUGGACCUCUUUCACUUCCUUGGGGACUUUAUGUUUUGUUAUGUCAGAGGGCACCAGAGAAACCAUGCUUAAAUGAUGUGACAGAGGUUGGAACAUGGAGAAAGGCACUUGUGGCAAUUGCUAUUUUUCUUGUUGUCUUGACUCUUGUUCCUGUUGGGGAUGAGCUUGCAGAGGAACUGGGUAUAGGUCUUGUAACUGCAUUUUGAUGUUUAUUUAUGUGUACACUAAGGCCAAUUUUAAUUAAAAUUGAGUAGUGAAAUAUAUAGGUAAUAUCGUUACCAAAGAAGCCCAAUUCAAUUACAAUUUAUAAUUACAAUUUAUAUGCGAUCCCUCGUAAUAAAACCUUCCUUUACUUU